Molecule: messenger RNA, 2473 nt
Organism: Prunus avium (sweet cherry)
Lineage: Eukaryota; Viridiplantae; Streptophyta; Magnoliopsida; Rosales; Rosaceae
Source: RefSeq, a predicted model, not a curated record
CCUACAAUAAGAGCAAUGACAAUACUGUUAGAUCAACACAUGAUUUUCAUUCUUCUCUUUUGUCUCUGGCAUAUAAGUAUUGCACAAGCAGCAUCAAGAGCAGAAGCCCCGCCCAUAGCAAUGCCUAAUUGCACAACGCUAUGCGGAGGUGUGAGCAUCCCUUACCCUUUUGGCAUUGGACCAAGCACCAAUUGUUUCUUAAACGAGUGGUUUCAAAUAGACUGCAACAAGUCUACUGGGCACAAGCCGUUCUUGCGGCGCGCCCAACUGGAGGUGCUUGACAUUUCUAUCAAUGGCACGCUUCGCGUUAACAGCCCUGUCACUUUUCUGUGCAACACCAAGAAGGGAAAUUCAAGUCACCAACUGCUGGCAAAUUUGACAGGAAGCUUCUUUGUGUUCUCUCAGAGGCACAACUUAUUCACUGCAGUGAGUUGCGGCUUCCUUGCCGUUGUGACAAGCUCAAAUGACGAUGAUAUGGUUGCUGUUACCGACAAAAUCAUCGGUGGGUGCAGGUCCAUUUGUGAUAGCUUUCAAGAGGGCUUCGAAGGAAAUCCCUGCCGUUGUGACAAGCUCAAAUGACAGCCCUGUCGUUUUACUGCUACUCCAAACGCAUCGGCUAUAGAUUGUACGGACUACCAUGCACCAAACAAUAUGUAUGAAAAAAAUAUUAACUAUGCGUUCCUGGUUGACAGGGAAUGGUUUGACAACACUUCAUCAAGAGCCGUCCAGGCGAUGGAGAAGGUCCCUGUGGUGCUAGAAUGGGCCUUACAGUUUGAUAAUAAUGUAACCGAUCUAUUGUUCACUAACUUCAUUCAUGGUGAAAGAAAUCGUUCCAGGCGGCAUGAUCCAACACCUUAUUGCGAGGUCGAUGAAACUUCCACUUAUCAUUUUUCACCACGGCAUAUGGCUGCAUCGUUUUACUGCUACUGCCCGGAAGGCUUCGAAGGAAAUCCCUAUCUUCGACAAUCUUGCCAUGACAUUGAUGAAUGCUCGUACAACCCUACUAUAUGCUUGGCCGGAAGCAAGUGUGUGAACGACUAUGGGGGGUACCAUUGCUCCGUGAAUAAAAUGCGUGCUCUCAAGUGGGCCCUUAAAGGUCUUGGCGCGGGUCUUGGACUAAUAUUGCUACUUAUUGGUCUGUGGCUGGGAUACAGACUCAUAAAGAAAAGGAAUGACAUUAAAAAUAAGAAGAAGUUUUUCAAACGAAAUGGCGGUUUGUUGUUAGAACAACAAUUAUCGUCUGGUGAAGUUAACGUUGAGAGAAUCAAGUUGUUCAAAUCCACAGAGUUAGAGAAAUCUACUGACAAUUUUAAUGUCAAUAGAAUUCUAGGUCAAGGAGGACAAGGUACUGUUUACAAAGGAAUGUUGACGGAUGGUAGGAUCGUUGCUGUAAAAAAGUCUAAAGUAGUUGAUGAAGGCCAACUUUCAGAAUUCAUCAAUGAAGUUGUGAUCCUUUCACAAAUCAACCACAGGAAUGUGGUUAAAAUACUGGGUUGUUGCUUAGAGACUGAAGUUCCUCUUUUGGUUUACGAAUUCAUACCCAAUGGAACUCUUUAUCAGUAUAUCCAAGGACAGAUUGAAGAGUUUCAACUUACAUGGCAAAUGCGCUUACGCAUUGCCUCGGAAAUUUCAGGUGCUCUUUCGUACUUACACUCUGCUGCUUCCUUUCCCAUAUAUCAUAGAGAUAUUAAGUCUACCAACAUACUCUUGGAUGAAAAGUACAGAGCAAAAGUUGCUGACUUUGGAACUUCAAGAUCAAUUGUCAUAGGCCAAACUCACCUGACCACAGUUAUACAUGGAACAUUUGGUUAUUUAGACCCGGAAUACUUUCGGUCAAGCCAAUUUACUGAGAAAAGUGAUGUUUAUAGCUUCGGAGUGGUCCUUGUUGAGCUCUUGACUGGAGAAAAACACAUCUCUUUGGUAACAAGCUCAGCGAAAGAAAAAGAAUACAGAAGUCUUGCUGCACAUUUCAUUACAUUGAUGGAGGAAGAUCGUCUAUUAGACGUUGUUGAUGCUCUGGUUUUGAAGGAGGGCUCUGAAAUAGAGAUCAGGGUAGUUGCUAACCUUGCAAGAAGAUGUUUGAAUUUGAAUGGAAGGAAUCGACCUACAAUGAGAGAGGUCACAGCGGAGUUGGAGGCACUUCAAAUGGCAGAAAAAUCCGCUAAUACUCAACAAAAUUAUGAAGGUGUGGAAUUUGUCGAACAUAAAUCUAUUGAGCAAUGGGGUGCUGUUUCAAGCUCAACAGGAACAGGAUGGUCAGCUUGGGAUCGUGAUGGUGAUGAUCCAACUUCGUCAUUACUCGAACUUCCACAAUUAUCUGUGAAAACAUGGUGAACAAACUAUUGUUGUAAUGUGUGUUUCUGUUAAUGUUGUAGGCAAUCACAUGUUCUUUCGGAAUAUAAUGUUCUGUAAUGUAUGCUACUGUAAGUUUCGAACCCCACAGAAAUAAACAAGAAGGAAAACUCAAAUUCGA